GUACCUAAACUGCAAAAGUUUAGCAUCCAAUUACGUGCUUAACUCACACUUUGCGUACACCUGUUAUUGUUCUAUCUCGUCUUAAGGGGAGACUAGGUAAAGCUCUCGGAUAAGUGCACAUCUUUUGUGCGUGCAUACUUGGUGCUGACCUCGCAAGUCGCAACCGAGCUAUGCAAACUCUUCCCGCCAUUUUUCGCGUGAUGUAAGAUACCUUUCCCAAAUUAUUGUUACAUGUGAGAGAAAACCUUCGUUUCUCAUUAUGAAGAUGAGUCUUUCCAUACCUAAAACCACAAGAUUCUGCUGGUCGAUUUUGGGUCAUGUAACAUAUCAAAACUUAGAAAAGUCCCCUCAAUACAGAACGAUUUCAUAUUCCAAUGUAAAUAUGUGUACCAAGAUGAUCAAUAAUCAUACAAAAAAUGGUAGGUUGAAAGAUGCACUCAACCUGUUCUAUCAAAUGCCUGUGAGAGAUACAAUUGCUUGGAAUUCAAUUCUAAAAGGGUGUUUGGACUGUGAGAAUUUGACCAUUGCUCAAAAGCUUUUCGACAAAAUGCCUGAGAGAAAUGUUGUUUCUUGGACGACGAUGAUAAAUGGGUAUAUGCAAUUUGGGAAGGUAGAUGUAGCAGAAGGAUUGUUCAAUGAAAUGUCUUUUAGGGAUGUUGCUGUUUGGAAUUCUAUGAUUUAUGGGUAUUUUACUAAUGGUAGAGUUUGGGAGGCUGUUAAGGUGUUUGAAAAGAUGCCCUGUAGGAAUAUAAUUUCAUGGACUUCGAUGAUUAGCGGGCUUGAUCAAAAUGGAAGAAGUGUUGAUGCUUUGAGAAUAUUUAAGAAGAUGGUUGGUUAUGGCAUUGAGCCCACAGCAAGUACAUUUCCUUGUCUGAUAACAGCUUGUGCCAAUUCAAUGGCUAUUGAGCUUGGUACCCAAAUUCAUGCUCGCAUCGUGAAGCUGGGGUGUAUCAUUGAAGAGUUUAUAGCUUCUUCUUUUAUAACAUUCUACGCGAAUUGUAAGCAACCUGAAUAUGCUAGCAAGAUUUUUAGGGAAAAUGUGCAUGAUAGUGUAGUUGUGUGGACUUCCCUUUUAACAGGAUAUAGUUUGAACUCCAAGCAUGAUGAGGCAUUGACAGUGUUCAGUGACAUGAUCAAAAUGGGUGUUCUCCCUAAUGAGUCAUCUUUCACUAGUGUAUUGAAUUCCUGCUGUGCACUCAUGUCUCUUGGUAGAGGACAAGUUAUCCAUGCAGAAGCAGUUAAGCUGGGACUUGAGACUUCAACAUUUGUGGGAAAUUCACUCGUCACCUUGUAUUCUAAAGGUGGGAGCAUUCUCAAUGCAUUAAAAGCUUUUGAUAGUAUAAAAGUGAAAAAUCUUGUCUCCUGGAACUCAAUUAUCGCUGGGAGUGCACAGCACGGUUAUGCUAUUUGGGUAUUUACUUUGUUUGCACAGAUUCUGCGUGCUGGGGUAGAACCUGAUGAAAUCACUUUCACAGGGUUGCUUUAUGCUGCUAGCCAUUCUGGAAUGACCCUGAAAGGAAGGCACUUUUUCCAGUUUUUCAGCAAGUAUACUCCCAUAAAGAUGAAUGAUCAGCAUUAUGCUUGCAUGGUCGAUAUCAUGUGCCGAUGCGGAGAAUUAGAUGAAGCAGAGGACUUUAUCAAGAGUAUGCCGAUGAAAGCAAACUCUGUGGUGAUGUUAAAUCUCCUGAGUACAUGUCGGACACACUCUAAUAUUGAGAUAGCUGAAAGAGUGUCAAAGAACAUACUUGAUGUAGACCCACAUUGCAGUGCGGCUUACACUCUAUUAUCUAAUCUUUAUGCUUCAGCUGGAAGAUGGAGCGAUGUGUCAAGAGUAAGAUCGCAGAUGAAAAGGAGAAAAAUUGAAAAACAAGAAGCAUAUAGCUGGCUCAAUCAACAAGGAGAAAGGUCUAAUCUUAUCUGGGAACAGAUCCCACUGGAGACUCCACAAAUAGGAUUACAGCUCUGAUUAGAUGCUUUUCUUGCAUAAGAUGAAGGAAUUUAGGAAUUUACCCAAACAAGAGAAUAGAAAUGGGGAAUUCUAAGUUCCUCACACUGAAUAGUUUACUGAGAGAAUAUAGAAGAGAAAGAUAAAGAGAGAGAUAGAGAGAGGGAUAUUUUGUACUAAUUUCUGAAUACACAGUACAAUGGACCAACAAGAUCUUAAAUAGAGGUAGCUCUGCCAAUCCCUGAUCAUUUCUGACAUUCUCCCUUGAUUUUCUCUAACAGAUUUCUAUAUUGCAGAAAACGACAAAAACUAACUUUAACAAACCUUCCCACCAAUGGUAAUAAUCAACGGAAUAUAAGGCAUCAAAAGAUGACUCGGCUAAUAAACUGUAACAAUUUAUCAUUGUUUUCCGUAAAGUCUGAGGUCUUAUUGAAAUUGUUUACAAGUUUUAUAAAGGGUGAAUUAGCACAUGCGACUAGCCGAGUGGUGAAUCAGCCACCUGUGAGCGCAUUAUGCUAUAUGGGCAUCUUCUAUGUUCAACCUGAUCGAUCUAGAUCCGAGAUUCACUACCCAAAUAGAACAUGCGAAAGCUUUGCUAGAGUCAGAAGCUCCUCAAGACAUGUCUCAGAUACCUGAAAAUCCAUUUGAUAACCUCCAGAUGUGUCAAUCAGGAAAAUUUUCUAAGGUGCAUAAAGCAUUGUAGCUGAUUUGGAACACUUCAGGAUGUAGCAGGGGAUGGAACAAGCACAGUGAGACUACUUCAUCCACAUGUCCACAAGUUAAGAAGCUCUCCUCUUGUGGACUUCAUAGAUGAAGUUGCUGCUGAACAUGCACGAUGCCAAAUAGAUAGGUAGGUAUUUCAGAUUUCUAAUGAUUUUAUCCUUAAUAGUGUUUCAAUUGUCAGUUCUAGUUGUAUCAGUACAUAAUCUCUUAAAUCAGUUCUCUAUAUUGAGGAGCUGACUAGCCGAGUGGUGGAUCGUGGGUUAGGUUGUGAUUUCUGGGCUAAAUGUUGGCCGUGGAAAAAUCAAUUAUGCUUCCAAAGGACAACAAAUAUCGCAGAGGUGAAUGAGAGAAGAAAUCUUAAAUCUGAAUAAGGAUAACUGUCGAGAUGGGCCAGAAAAUUCAAAGUCAGUCAGCCUGCUUGCUGCUGAAAGUCUGAACCUAUUGCUAAAAAGCUCGGAGUCAACUAUCCAUUUACUGCUGCUUUAGAGUAUGUCAUUGUCAUCUGCUUCUUGCUAGACUCAUUAAUUGCUUAUGCUCUCAAGAAUCUGUAUGAAAACAUGAAUGGGGGAGUAUCCACUAUGUUUCUCUGGUGUAUUCUUUCUGAAGGACAUCAAUCA
Messenger RNA from Beta vulgaris subsp. vulgaris (sugar beet), 3285 nucleotides. Its product is annotated as pentatricopeptide repeat-containing protein At5g46460, mitochondrial. Lineage: Eukaryota; Viridiplantae; Streptophyta; Magnoliopsida; Caryophyllales; Amaranthaceae. Gene Ontology annotation, molecular function: RNA binding; protein binding. The transcript has 2 exons. The coding region runs from base 260 to 1966 and encodes 568 amino acids. The record is from RefSeq and is a predicted model, not a curated record. Gene Ontology annotation, biological process: RNA modification.